This is a messenger RNA of Colletotrichum costaricense, 2223 nucleotides long. RefSeq lists its product as uncharacterized. Gene Ontology annotation, molecular function: carbohydrate:proton symporter activity. The coding region runs from base 1 to 2223 and encodes 740 amino acids. Lineage: Eukaryota; Fungi; Ascomycota; Sordariomycetes; Glomerellales; Glomerellaceae. Gene Ontology annotation, biological process: transmembrane transport; carbohydrate transport. Gene Ontology annotation, cellular component: membrane. The record is from RefSeq and is a predicted model, not a curated record. The transcript is spliced from 6 exons.
AUGCCGAUUCGGCCUACUCGCCGCAGCCAACGUCUCCCGUCCAACAUCCCAUUGCGGACCCUGCAGUCCCGGCCACAUCCAGACCAGCAAGAACAGGCGACGUCAUUGCUAGCAUCUGAUCGGGACGACAACCACCACAGCGCCCGUGACCGUGAUCACAACCACACCUCCUCUUCCACCUCCCACCGUCAACACCACAACUUCGACAACGACAAACACAAUCACCACGGCCACCCGUCAUCAGAGGACUCUCUCGGUUCCGAGUCCGAUUCCUGGACCGACACUGGGGACAUCGCCGACCUUAUCGACGACGAAGACCCCCUUCGCACCCAGCUGCCCAGCGACGUUGAUGACGAGCUGCUAGCCGGCGUUCACAAGAGACACCCCUCUCACAAGUCUUCCAAGAAGAAGCGUGUUCGCAUCCAAGAGUCUCCUAGUCGCCGCGAUAACUCACAAACCCGUCGUGGAGGUGUUAAUAAGGAGGCAAUCGAGGUUCCCGACAUCGCCCAACCUCGUCCGACCCGCGCGCAGCGAGUCAUCGGCGCCAUCAUGCCGGGCGGUUCCUCUAUUCACGGCCUCACUGGCAAGGCCCUGAUCUAUUUCACGAGUAUCUUCGUCUCCUUGGGAGUCUUUUUGUUCGGCUAUGAUCAGGGUGUCAUGUCAGGCAUCAUCACAGGUGUCUACUUCCGUAACUACUUCCAUCAGCCUUCCUCGGCCGAGAUUGGUACCAUGGUUGCCAUCCUGGAAGUUGGCGCCUUUAUCUCAUCUCUGGUCGUUGGCAAGGUUGGCGAUAUCAUCGGCCGACGCAAGACCAUUCUAUAUGGCUCCAUGAUUUUCUUUGUCGGUGGUGCCUUGCAGACAUUUGCCACUGGUAUGCCCAUGAUGAUGUUGGGCAGAAUUAUUGCUGGUCUGGGCGUUGGUGCUCUGUCUACCAUCGUCCCUGUCUACCAGUCUGAGAUCUCCCCUCCCCACAACCGUGGAAAGCUGGCCUGCAUUGAGUUCUCCGGCAACAUCAUCGGCUAUACCACCUCGGUGUGGGUCGACUACUUCUGCGGAUUCAUCGAAAGUGACAUGUCAUGGCGUGUUCCCCUUCUGAUGCAGUGCGUGAUGGGGGCCCUUCUGGGCUUUGGAAGCUUGGUCAUUGUAGAAUCUCCAAGAUGGCUCCUUGACAACGAUCACGACGAAGAAGGUAUCGUUGUCAUUGCCAACCUCUACGGCAAGGGUGACAUCCACAACCAAAAGGCCCGAGACGAGUAUCGCGAAAUUAAGAUGAACGUGCUUCUCCAGCGACAGGAGGGUGAGAGGACAUACGCCGAGAUGUUCCGCAAGUACAGCACCCGUGUCUUCAUUGCCAUGUCAGCUCAGGGUCUCGCUCAGCUCAACGGCAUCAACGUCAUCAGCUACUAUGCUCCCUACGUCUUUGAACAGGCAGGCUGGGUUGGUCAUGACGCCGUCCUCAUGGCUGGCGUGAACGGCAUCACCUACCUUCUCUCGACCAUUCCCCCAUGGUACCUGGUUGACAGGUGGGGUCGCCGGCCAAUCUUGCUGAGCGGUGCCAUUGUCAUGUGUGUUUCACUGUCAAUGAUCUCGUACUGGCUCUACCUCGACAUCACCUACACACCCACAUUGGUCGUCAUCUUUGUCAUGAUCUACAACGCGGCGUUUGGAUACUCAUGGGGCCCGAUUCCUUGGCUCUACCCUCCGGAGAUCUUGCCCCUGAGCAUUCGCUCCAAGGGAGCCAGUCUGUCAACCGCAACCAACUGGGCGUUCAACUGGCUCGUCGGAGAAAUGACGCCUCUGCUCCAGGAGUGGAUCAAGUGGCGGUUGUAUCUUGUGCACGCCUUCUUCUGUGCAGUCAGUUUUAUUGUUGUAUACUUCAUCUACCCCGAGACAUGCGGUGUCCGCUUGGAGGAGAUGGAUUCGCUCUUUGGCGACGCCAGCACUGUUAUUGGAACACCAUCUUUGCAUGGCCGCGAGAACGACUCGCUCAUGCCCGGAUCGCCCAUUGGGUCCGAAUACCGGGGACGGCCCGGCAACUUUACUGCCAACAGCGCCAUUCCUGGCCUGUCUCUCGACCCUCCCGACAUUCCCGACGGCAAGGGCCAGGAUGGUGAGGCCAGCAGCACCAUUAGCGGAUGGGUCUCCAGAGUUGUUGGUCGCACGCGAGACCAGAGCAGCAGCGGCAGCGGUAGAUACGCUCCCCUUGGUAAUCAGGAUGAUUGA